Messenger RNA from Salvelinus namaycush (lake trout), 4526 nucleotides. RefSeq names its product BCL-6 corepressor-like. The record is from RefSeq and is a predicted model, not a curated record. The coding region runs from base 468 to 4526 and encodes 1352 amino acids. Gene Ontology annotation, cellular component: nucleus. The transcript is spliced from 8 exons. Gene Ontology annotation, molecular function: transcription corepressor activity. Gene Ontology annotation, biological process: negative regulation of transcription by RNA polymerase II. NCBI's taxonomy places the organism in Eukaryota, Metazoa, Chordata, Actinopteri, Salmoniformes, Salmonidae.
UUCUCGCAGUACAACACUCCACUCAUUCCGCGCCGCGCACCCCGUUCGGCGUCCUCAGCAACUCCGCAAACGAAGCUACCAAGAGCUUUAUGAUGAACAACGACGGAAAGUUAAACAAUUCCGACCUUUCUCACAAUAUCGCUGGAUAUAAAUAGUAUUUUUGGAAUAGAUCGGGAAUGACGAGAGUGGAAGUAAGAGCGUUGAAACGGCGUGCUCAAAUAGAACCCAACAUGGCGCUGCCUACGACCGAGCUGAAUUCAUUUCUGGAGUCCGCGGACCUCGCCACCUGUAUGCUUGCGCUCUGCUAAACGAGCCGUGAACAACUUGGGGGGAAAAAACUGGAAAAAGGCGUCAAGUUGACAGCAGACGAUUGGAAUUAGCGGCUAACUGCCAGGAGAUGACCUGUUAGUGAUGCGGGGACCCAGAGAAAUCUGGAUUUAAGUGAAGGGAACCACAUCACACAAAGCAUGGUGGAUGCCAGGUUAACCCCCCUGGCCGCCAUGGGUCUGGACCGCAAUGCUCUUAUGCGGGAUGGCCUCCGCCUGCACGGCGGCGUGAUCUACCCAGGGAUCCAAGCGCUGUCGGCUGAGAAGCCCCGCGAAGUGACCAAUACCCUCCCCCUGAGCUACGGCCGGGACGGCCUCCCGGACCUCCUCUAUAAGCCUGAUGUCUCCAUGGACAGGAGCAAGCUUAGUAACGGCUACAUGGGCCUGUACAAGAGCCCUCCACCAGGCCUCCAGAGGGGGCCAGAGGGCCUAGACAGGAUAGGCCUGGGGCCUGGGGGGCAGAAGCCCUCAGAGCUGGGCCUGGGGGGUGCUGGUGCAGGAGCAGGCGGGUACCUACGUCUGCCCUGGGGGCUGAGCCCGGGGCUGUACCCUGAAGCGGGCCUCUACCCCUUCAUGGACACGUCCAAGUACGCCGCCCUCAGCAUGUACAAGGCUCAGUUCCUCAGUCAGCCCAGCCCCUACCUGCCCCAGCACCUGGCCUACCAGUCCCUCUGUGCCUCCCAGGGGGGGAACAUGAACCCUGCUGCUGCCUCGGCCACCGAGAGGCUCUACUUCAUGCCCCCCUACCCCCCGUCCCCCAUCUCCUCCCCCCUGGUGGGGUCUCCCAUGAGGAUCCCAGCGGUGUCUGUGGCCCCCACCUCCAUGGUACAUUGUCAGGAGAAGGGGCUGAGUGUCGGGUCUCGCAUCCACCACGAGGGCUCUCCGUUUGGGCAGCAGCUUCACCAGCCUCCCCCUCCACCCCAGCACCUUCAGCCCCCCCACACAGACCGAGACAGACCCCCCAGCAGGAGCAGUAAGCCCACUAGACCCACCUCAAACAAAGGAGCCAGCAACAGCAGUGGUAGUAUUAGUGGUGGUGGUGUUAGUAAUAGCCUUCCCAUUGAUUCCUCCCCUCGUGCUUCUACUCGCCUCCCCCAGCCUGCUCCUCCCCUGCCUCCCACUCUCAGCGACAGCACCUUAGACCUACAGAGGCCAGUCCCUCGAAUAGGGCCACCAUCUUCCUCCUCUUCCCAGUCGAUGCCUCACCCAUUCUAUGUGAGCAGCAUUGCUCAAGAGCACCCCUCCCCUGCCCGGCCCAGCCCCCACAAACACAGACCCAGGGAUGGGGCGUCAGAGCACAGGGCUGGGGGGUGUGAAAGGAAACCCAAUCAGUCCCCUUCUAAACCGUCCUCUGAGCGGAAAACUCCACCAAACAAGACUACCAAAGACCCAGCAGACCCAAAGCCUCUGGAUCUCUCUGGAAGGCUGCUGGAGUUUGACCUGCCUCCCAACAGCUUCCCCAUCAAGAUGGAAGCUCUGGGGUCUCUGGGGCCUCGGUACGGACAUCCCCCCAGCCGGGAGCUCCUGAAGGAGACCCUCUCACCCUCCUCCCACCCCUCCCACUCAGUGGUCAGCAGCACUUUCUCCAAGGCCCCAGACAGGCCAGAGAUGAUCAGCACUUUGCACUCCUCCUGGGUGGUGCCCACCUCUACACCCAUCUCCACCAUUGGGUCCACCCAAACACACCCCCACCCCCCAGCCCUAUCCCCCAGGCCCAGCCCAGACCCCCAAGGGAAACGCUCCUCUCCUUCAGUCAUCAAACACAAGGUUAUAGAGAGAGUCCUGCCCCAGUCCCAGCAAAACAGCCCAUCCUGCCUCAGGGUUGGAGAGCCACAUACUACUCCAAUACCUUCCAAUCACAAGCCUGCCUCCACGAUGCCCCCGUCCCCCAAACCCAAUGGUGAUUGGCCCAAUCACAGCCCCAGCCAAUCAGAAGGUUCCCCCAUGGCCGGCCAUCAUAGGAGCUCCACAGAGAAGCCUCUUAAAGCCCCCAAGAGGGCUGAGACGUCCCAGGAGGUGUCUCCCUAUACUAAACGUCCCUGUCUGGAGAAUACCAACGGGCACCCGCCCAGCCACCUUUACCUAGCUCACAGCAUGGCCUACGCCAACCGAUACCUGCACUACUCUGUACCCGACAGCAUGGCCCUCCAUUCUCUCCCUCUGCCAGGGAAGGGCCCAGCCUACCCUCACCCCGUCCUGCUGGGCAGUAGCAGCCUGUAUCCCUCCCACCUGGCAGCCAAACAGCCCUUACCCUAUCACAGCCAUGCUGGGGAGUACCUCACCUUCAACUCCCAGGAGAUGACCCACCCUCUGAUGCACGCACAUCCAGACUCCAAAGCCCUGGAGCAGGCAGAUCAGGGGCCCAAGUGCCGGGGCCAUGGUCAGGACAAACCUAGGGGUCUCACAGAGGAUUGUGGUGGGUCCCGCAGGGGCCGAAGUGGUGUGGAAACAGGAAAGGGGUUCCACGUGAAGCCCAAAAGAGAGGACGGGGAGCAGGGAGGGAGCCAGCCCAGACCCACUUCCUCCUCCAGCCUCAGUACCCCCUCCAAAGACCGUAUCGUCUGCAUUGACCUCGUCCACUCCGACACAGAUGGAGAAUCCACUCCGACCACCAACAAGCCGCUAGUCUCUGUCAUCAUUCCCAUCGCCAGGGGCAACCAACACAAGUGUUGCCAUGGCAAUGAAAACAUUAGGGAAGUGGAACGGGAGCCAAAACACCAACUGCAUUACCACCACCCCCACCAUAUUCAUCACUACCCCAGCCCAAGCUCCACCAUGACAACUAUCCACACAGACAGACAACCAGAGACCCUCUGUGUGAGACCCAAGCCCCUCCAGGAGACGUGCUGUCCAGGUGUGGCCUCUAGCCCACCUCAGGGCUCCCCAAAGCUGGUUAAUUGGGCAGAGGAGAGUCCUGUGGACCAGAGCCCUUCCUCAGACCCAGGGGAACAGGACCAGAGCACCCUGCGCUGUGCCCGAACGUCUGGUGACCGCAAGUCUGGCGACCACAUCUCUGGCAACCGCACGCCUGGUGAACGCACGUCUGGAGUCCGCACAACUGGGGAUUGUGACCGCAAGUCUGGCGACCACAUCUCUGGCAACCGCACGCCUGGUGAACGCAUGUCUGGAGUCCGCACAACUGGGGAUUGUGACCGCAAGUCUGUCGACCACAUCUCUGGCAACCGCACGCCUGGUGAACGCACGUCUGGAGUCCGCACAACUGGGGAUUGUGACCGCAAGUCUGGCGACCACUUGUCUAGAGAUGGCACGUUUUGUUGCGACUGCACGUCUGGAGAGGAGAGAGAAGAGAUGGACAGACAAACCUCCUCCCACCCCAUCCAUCGCUACAUGGACCUGGGGAAGGAGAGGGACAGUGAAAGAGAGAGCGUUGGAGACACCGAGGAGUCACAUGGAGAAGGGGAUGAGGACGAAGAGGGUGGGCGAAGAGGCUCACGGAGGACCAGCCUGACCAAGAGGAUCGCUAGCUCCUCGGGCUAUGUGGGUGACCGCAUCAAAUGUGUCACGACCGAGCUGUACGCAGACUCUAGCAAGCUGAGCCGGGAACAGCGCGCCCUGCAGAUGGAAGUCAUAUCACGAGAGGGGGAUAAUAUAAGUCGACCUGCAGCUAUCUGGGAGCGGGCGAUGAUGCGGUUCUCGGAGCUGGAGCUGAAAGAGAAGGAGUGCGGGGGUGUGUGUGUGUCUGUGUCGGCAGCGGUAGCAGAACGGGAGUUGGCAGACGGCCAGCGGAGAGAGAGAGAGUGGGAACACUGCCAACACACCGCCAGGCAGGGAGAGAGGGAGGGUGGAAGAAAAGUCUAUGGGAACAACAGAGUCCCAGUCCUCCAGAGGUGUGGUGGCCAAAGGGAGAGCCUGUCCCCAGGGCAGGAAGCCUGGGAGGGGGCUAGAGAUGGUGACAGAGUGGGAGAGGGUGGGCAACGUUCACCUCCCAUCCUGGCACUGGCAGACGGGCAUCCCAAGGAGAAGGGAGGGCAGAAUACGGUACCCGCUAGCAAAUGCACACACAGCCUACAGGAGAAAGAUGAGGAGGCAGGAGAGAAGAGGGUAGAGAAGAAGGCAAGGAUUACUUCAGGUGAGUGUGGGAGAUGUCGUUUUCUUUUAUCUACCUGUUACAAGAAUCAUCUUAGACUUCUGUCCAUCUCACCCUUUCUCUCACAGCUAUCCAGUUUCAUGCAGCCUUGA